Molecule: messenger RNA, 5619 nt
Organism: Pteropus alecto (black flying fox)
Lineage: Eukaryota; Metazoa; Chordata; Mammalia; Chiroptera; Pteropodidae
Gene: SYNE3
Product: spectrin repeat containing nuclear envelope family member 3
Exons: 18
Coding region: 667-3597 (976 amino acids)
Biological process (GO): nuclear migration
Cellular component (GO): nuclear outer membrane; meiotic nuclear membrane microtubule tethering complex; cytoplasm
Molecular function (GO): actin filament binding
Source: RefSeq, a predicted model, not a curated record
UUGACUGUGUGUCAUCAAGGUCAAUGUUUUCCGAGUAGAAAUCUUGUUCUCCAGACUCUGCCUUUUGAUGUUGAGCUUGGGGUUAAUUUCAGAGUGAUCAGAAUUGCUGCUUUAGAGUCAAAGUUUCUGGGGAGGGAGCUGGGCCCGAGAGCAGCCAUUUUUUCUCUGCCAGACACCAUAUAUCAGUGACGGAGAGCGGAUUGAAAAUAGCUCUUAGAGCACUCGUCGAGAAAGUUGUCUGCGGCCCACGCCCUCUGUGGCUGAACUGUAAAGUGGCCCUUACCACCCUGUUACUAAGCAGUGUUUCUUGUAUAAAUAACUGUUACAGGCUGGUGGACAGAGGGUGGGCGGUGGCUCCCCGCGGUCUGUGGGGCUUUGGUGCGGUCCUCUCUGAGCGUGGUUACCUCUAAGAAGCGGGGAGAACCUGGUGAUGGUCCCCCAGUCUGGAUUCGCCACCUUGGAGGGUCGUUGUGAGAUUAAACAAGAUGACGUGAGCGCUCCUUGUCCAACGACCAAUUUAGAUGCCCUCAGAGUUCCUGUCCCUGCUUUUUACGCACGUUGCUCUCAGCAUCCCCUUCUGAAAAGGCCACAUCAAAGAGAGCUGCCCAGCACCAUCCUGGUGCUCUGAGGGAUGGCUGCUCCGUGACGUUGGCGGCAGGCGGCGCCAUGACCCUGCGGGCCCAGGAGGACUUCAACGGGAGCCUGGAAGAUGCCCGGGAGUGGAUGCGGGCCGUGCAGGAGCAGCUGCAGAUCAACGACAACACCCAGGGGCCCCGCGAUGCCCUGGAGGCCAGGCUGUGGCAGACCGAGAAAAUAUGCCAGCUGGAGCCGGAGGGGCACUUGAAGGUGGACCUGGUGUUGCAGGCAGCCGAAGAGCUCCUGGCAUGCUGCCGCGAGGACCAGAAGGCCAGGAUUCUGGCCCAGAUAAGGGACAUCAAGGACGAAUGGGAGGACACAGUCACCUACAUGACUCACUGUCACAGCCGCAUCGAGUGGGUGUGGCUGCACUGGAGCGAGUACCUUAUGGCCCAGGACGAGUUCUAUCGCUGGUUCCAGAAGAUAGCGGUGGCACUGGAGCCCCCCGUGGAGCUGCAGCUGGGCCUGCAGCAGAAGCAGUGGCAGCUGAGCCACGCCCAGGUGCUGCUGAACAACGUGGAGAACCAGGUGGUGCUCCUGGACCGGCUGCUGGAGGAGGCGGCCUCCCUGUUCUACAGGAUCGGGGACCCCAGUGUGGACGAGGACGCCCAGAAGAAGAUGAAGGAUGACUACGACGCCUUGAAGGCCAGAGCCCAGGAUCGAGUGAACCUCCUGGAGCAGGUGACCUGGGAGCAUGAGCAUUUCCAGACGAACGUGGAAGAGUUCCAGCUGUGGCUGGAGGCGGUGUCGGAGAAGGUGAACACCUGCGUGGGGCGGAACUGCAAGCUGUCCCCCAGCCGCCGGCUCUCCGUGCUGCAGGACCUUGCCAAACAUUUUCCCAGCGGCGAAGAGUCUCUGAAGAGGCUGGAGGAGCAGGCGGUGGACGUCAUCCAGAAUACCUCUCCUUUGGGUGCACAGAAGAUCACCGAGGAACUGGAGGAGAUGCGGAAAGUUCUGGAGAAGGUGUGGGGCCUCUGGGAGGAGGAGGAGGGCCGGCUGCACAGCCUGCUCAAGUCCAAGGAGGCCUUCGAUCAGCAGAAGAGGCAGCUGGAGGCUGAGCUGGAAGAGUUCAGGAUGAGCCUCCAGAAGCUGCCCAAGGAAGGCCUGGAGCCCAUGGUGAAGGGGGGCACUGAGGACGAGCUGGUGGCCCGCUGGAGACUCUACUCGGCAACUCAGGCAGCGCUGGCCACCGAGGAGCCCCGGGUGGCCCAGCUGCAGGCCCAGCUGAAGGAGCUGAUCGUCUCGCCCCACGACCCACAGCUGCUCCCCAACAGCGUGGUCACUGCCAUCCAGGAGUACCUGAGCAUGAAGGGGAAGAGCACCAGGCUGCGCAGCGCCACGGGGGUACAGCUGUGGCAUCGUUCCCAGAGGCCUCUGCAGGACCUGCAGCUGUGGAGGGCCCUGACCCAGAGACUCCUGGACAUCACAGCCACCCUGCCAGACCUGCCCUCCAUUCACACCUUUCUGCCCCAGAUCGAGGCGGCCCUGGCAGAAAGCACCCUCCUGAAACAGCAGCUGACUCUGCUGCAGCUGAAGAAAGACCUGCUGAGCAGCAUCUUUGGCCAGGACAGAGCCGCAGCCCUCCUGGAGCAGGUGGCGAGCUCUGUGAAGGACAGAGACCUGCUACACAACGGCCUUCUGCGGAGGAAAAGCAAACUGCAGAGCUUGCUCACUCAGUACAAAGACUUCGGCACUGCUUUUGAGCCCCUGAAGAGGAAGCUCUGGGACCUCCAGGCCAGGACCCAGGCCGAGAAUGUGCUUCAGCGAGACCUUCCUGAGAAGCAGGCACAGCUUUCAAGGUUGCAGGUGCUGCAGGAGGAAGGGCUGGACCUGGGGGUGCAGAUGGAGGCCGUCAGGCCUCUCAUCCAGGGGAACCCCAACCACCAGCACAAAAUGGACCAGCUUUCUGCCCACUGCCAGGCCCUGCAAAGGUCUCUGGAGGACCUCGUGGACAGGGGCCGGGAAAGCGUUCAGGAACAUUACACCUUCAGCCACGAGCUGCUGGAGAUGCAGCAGUGGGUCGCCUUGGUCACUCAGAAGCUGGAGUCACACCAGAGGGACACGGGCCCAUGGGAUACCCAGUCCCAAGAGGCCAACAUCGAGAAGCUGCUGGCUGAAUUCCCGGAGAAGGAGGCCCAGCUGCCCCUGAUCGAAGCGCACGGCUGGCUGGUGAUGGAGAAGAGCCAUCCAGAAGGGGCCGCUGUGGUCCGAGGGGAGCUGGCGGAGCUGAUGGAGUCGUGGCGGGCCCUGAGGCUGCUGGAGGACAGCCUGCUGAGCCUCAUCAGAAACUGGCAGCUGCAGAGGCCGGAAGUGGAUUCAGAGAAGCAAAUGGUCUUCACCAACAACAUCCCAAAGACUGGAUUUCUCAUCACCCCCACGGAUCCUAUUUCCAGGCGUCGCCGUCAGCAGGCAAAUCUGCUCCAAGAAGCAGGAGGCAGCCAUGAAGAUUUCUUCCAGCUCCUGAGGAAUUUUGAGCAGUGGCUGCAGGUGGAAAAUUCGAAGCUGGUUAGAAUCAUCGCAAUGAAAACUGCCACAGCCAACGGCUUGAGGACCAGAGAAGCGAAGCUGCAGGACCUGGAGGCUCGGGUACCAGAAGGUCAGCAUCUCUUCGAGAACCUUCUUCGUCUCGGGCCAGCAAGGGACACCUCAGAUGAGCUGGAGGAUCUGCGUUACCGGUGGAUGCUGUACAAGUCCAAACUCAAGGAUGCCAGCUGCCUGCUGACACAGAAUUCUCCAGAGGAGCCGGCUGAAUUCCAAAAGACGAGGCGGCGGCAGGGGCCGCGUGACCUCCUGCGGAGGGUGUGCUGCGUGGCGCUCCCCCUGCAGAUGCUGCUGCUGCUGCUCCUGCUGCUGCUGCUCCUGCUCCCCGUGGGGAACGAGGGCCGCCACUGCGCCCUGGCCAACAACCUCGCCAGCUCCUUCACGCUCAUGCUCCGCUACAACGGCCCGCCGCCCACCUAGCCCACUGCAAGCGCACAGGUGUCUGUCUGCUCCAGCCCUCCGUCCGCCCCGGGCUCCUCCCGAGGGCCUGGGAAACCGGAAUCAGGCAGGCCGGGCUGGCAGAGCUGCCCCAGUGUAAAUACUGUAUCAGUGUUCCCAGCCAAAAAACUUCUUUUUAUACCGUGUUGUCUGCGUCUAUUUAUACUACGUGUGGACUCUGUGUGACCAGGGAAUGAUGUAUAGAAUUUUUAUACGCUCUGUAUGUAAAUGCUCAGGAUGUAUCGUUUCAGAUAUGGCAUCUAUUUGUAAUUGGGAAAAAGUCGCUAUUUUGUGGCCUUCAUACUAUGGCCUCCGGGUCAGCCCUGGAAAGCGGGAACAGUAACGCGUCCCUUGUAUGGCGACCUCUUCUCCAGAAGCCACCCCCCAACCCGGACGUUCGUGGAAAGCCCCCCGAGCUGUCAGCACAGAAGAGCCCCCCAGGCCCCCACUCGGGGCCCAGCGACUCUCGUUUUAGGCACAAUGAGAACAAACAUCUUUGUCUAGUUUUGAAAACGACAGCGGAGGAGAUGCUGUGGAUCAGAAGCAGAAACCGUGACGAUCCGAGGCAGGCCCGGUGACGGCGCUGAAAAGUGACAAGCGGGGAAGUGACGUGAAGGGAAGAACUGCAAAGAGCAGACCCAGAAAGAGCCUGAGAGCACAGCAGGAUGGGGCGCCGCAUGCCGGGGCGCCUGGGAGCACAGAGCGACGGGGGCAUCACGGCCACGCGCCCAGCCCUCUGGGACGGCUUCGGCCGGCCGAGCACGCUGCUCCGGGGGACGGGCCCGAAAGAGACGGACGUUACUGCCGAGGUCUCGUGCAGACUGGGGACCUCCCGCCCGACAGUGCCAGCAGAUGCAUCACCGCCAUCACUCUCGGGCUGGGUUUGUCAUUGUCUCCAACUCCAGCCGAAGGGACAGAAGAGGAACACCUGCCACACCAAGGGCCAGGGGUCGAGGGUCCAAGACAGAGCUGCAAGAUCGCCUUGGAUUUCGGCCCUUAUGAAGUGCUCUCCCGCCUCCUCCCGGGAGUGGUUUAGGACAGAGGCGGGUCCUCUGGACCGGGACUGUCCCACAAGUGCCCCCAACAAGGGAGCCCGGCUCCGGGCGCCCGAAACCAGGCCUUGUCCGGCCGGGCUGGGUGGCCGGGUUCCCUCCAUGCACCAGCGAAGAAGGGCCAGGCAGACUAUGCAGGGCCCUGGGGCCGGAAACACGUGCCUUCUUCCCCGGGGAAUUCCGGAGCGUUCCAAGGUGCUUCAUAACUGGAUCACGUUUUCCCUAAAUCAACACUAACGUUUUCUUUUUUUAAAAAAAAAAAUGCUUAGUGCUCACUCUUUACAAACUGAUCUUGUCCGUUCAGCUACAAAUAGGUGACCAAGAGGGAUUCCUCAGGCCUUUUAAGCAGGGGGCAGUGGGGACCGAGGACCAAGAAGGCCCCGGCCCCAGCACCGUGCCCCCCACUCCGUUCUCGCACAAGCCCGCACAUCUCAUUCUGGCACCGGCCCGGCUCACACGGUGGGGCCCCAGGCCUCCCAGAAACCGAGAGGAACUGGACGUCCACAGGGCAGGAAGGUGGUGUUGCUGAGAACAGCACUUGGCACUGAUCUAAAGCACACUUUUCUCCAGACCUUUAGAAGCCACAAGGCCACACCCUGCGGGCGUCCGCUUUGCUGGAAAACCAGGGGCCGCCAAGCCCGGGCACUCGCCAGGCUGUGUGGGGCCGGCCCUGGAGGCCAGGGCUCUGGCGGGGGCCUUGGCCACCUCCGUUCCUCCUCUCCUGCCUGAGAAGGCUGAGGCCCAGACGGGGAAGCAACCCCCCCACAGGCACGCAGCGAGAGGUGGCGAGGCCGUCGCUGGUCACCAGCGCCCCCACAGAGCAGGAUCCCCCACGUCAGAACUUCAGAAAGAAACGGCCGUUCCAUGUGAACGCGUUUGUGUCGGGCGUUGGGGAGAAGCUGCAGUGAGUGGGCUGCGUGGCGGGAAUGUCAAUAUAUAUUUUUUAAACUUU